Messenger RNA from Leptopilina heterotoma, 1102 nucleotides. RefSeq names its product protein obstructor-E-like. The transcript is spliced from 3 exons. Bases 178 to 951 code for a protein of 257 amino acids. Gene Ontology annotation, cellular component: extracellular region. Gene Ontology annotation, molecular function: chitin binding. The record is from RefSeq and is a predicted model, not a curated record. Lineage: Eukaryota; Metazoa; Arthropoda; Insecta; Hymenoptera; Figitidae.
CCGUAGCCAAACGGUUCUCCCAGUGACCAGUCCCGACACGAAAACCCAUCAGCCAAAGCUUCUUCCUCUUCUUCAGGAACUGUUUCAGUUUUUUUUUCUCACGUCCUGUGUACCAUUUUAUGGUACCCAAAUAGGAAUAAUUAUAAACAAAAAAAAAAUUAAUUAAUAAUCCAUAGAAUGUUAUCUCAACAAAUUGUUCCGCUUUUCUUGGUGCUAAUUUUUGCCCAUGGAUUGCAAGGACAGAAGCAACAGCAGGAAGAUCCUUGCCAAUCGAAGGCGAGAGUCGUGGGUGAUAUUGAAUAUUGUGAUCGUUAUUGGGAAUGUGUGAGUGGACGUCCAGAGCUUUUUGAUUGUCCAAAUGGAUUAGUAUUCGCUGGCAAGCAUCGCGGCGUCACGGAGGGAUGUGACUAUCCUUGGAGGGCAAAUUAUUGUGACGAUAAACGUCAGGCGAAUCCGCCAAUUGGCGCCGAUCAUUGCGAUUGGCUCUAUGGUAUUUUCGGUCACGAGACAUCGUGCACAAGAUAUUGGACAUGCUGGAAUGGAACUGCCACCGAACAAUUGUGCAUUGGCGGGCUUCUUUACAAUGAGAGGGCACGAUCAUGCGAUUGGCCGGAAAAUGUCGAUGGUUGCCAGAAACAUCCUCUGUGCAAUAAGGACGCGAAUGGAAAUGUUCCAUUGGGAAAAUCGUGCAAUCGCUAUUGGCAAUGCCAAGGUGGCUAUCCACGUUUACAGAGAUGCCCGGCAAUGUUGGUAUUCGAUAGGCGAUCAUUGAGAUGCGUUGUCCCGCCAACGGAGGAUUGCGAUGUGCCAACAACACCGCCAACACUCGACGGCGAUUUGCCCGAUGACCUCAAUCAACAAGUGCCAGAGGAGGAAAAUCUCCCACCUGGAAUAGCGUCACUCCCCUCGGGAUCUCUACCCCUGCCCGUACGACCCCGCAAUAGAAAUUAAAUAUACCUCUAAUUAUUAAUUAUUAUUAUUAUUAAUUAUUAAUUAUUAAUUAUUAUUUUUAUUCGAAAAAUCGUUAUUUCCUACUGUAGCAGUGAAAACAAGAAUUUUUUUUCCUCUUCAAUCAAAUAUUUUUAUAGUCCAUAUGAUUCGA